Messenger RNA from Glossina fuscipes, 985 nucleotides. RefSeq lists its product as uncharacterized. The record is from RefSeq and is a predicted model, not a curated record. The transcript is spliced from 3 exons. The coding region runs from base 81 to 749 and encodes 222 amino acids. Lineage: Eukaryota; Metazoa; Arthropoda; Insecta; Diptera; Glossinidae.
UAAUAGUGCAUUGAAUUUAAAAUAAAAAGUUAAUUUUAAAUAAAGAAAAUAAAUAAAAAAAAUAAUCAACGUCUCACACAAUGAAAGCAUUUAUAUUAGCAGCCAGUAUUUUAUUACUCAGUUUCGUUAAUGUGAGUUGGGCUCAAUUCAAUAAUGGUCGUGUUCUAGAUCCACCAAAUCCGCAAUUAUGUGCUCAAAGAAUCAUACACGAAAGGACACCCGAUGGCAAAGGUUACUUUUUCUCCUGGCGUGAUCCUGCUCUGAAGGGCGUCGAAGAAGACUGGUUAACUGCUCGCAAUUAUUGUCGUCGUCGUUGCAUGGACUCUGUUUCCCUAGAAACAAGUUUAGAAAAUGAAUGGAUUAAGCAACGUGUUGUUAAUGAAAAUGUGAAAUAUAUUUGGACAUCGGGCCGUUUGUGUGACUUUAAGGGCUGCGAUCGACCGGAUUUACAACCUUCACAUAUUAACGGCUGGUUCUGGACGGCCACUUUACAAAAAUUGGCACCGACCACUGAGCGUAAUCAAGGCGACUGGUCGCCCACAGGCGGUAUAGGCCUGCCACAACCCGAUAAUCGUGAAUACAAGCAGAAUGGUGCUCCCGAAAAUUGUCUAGCUUUACUUAAUCAAUUCUACAAUGAUGGAGUCAAUUGGCAUGAUGUCGCCUGUCAUCAUAAGAAGCCGUUUGUUUGCGAAGAGAACGAUGCUCUAUUAAAAUAUGUACGCUAUACUAAUCCUCAGUUGCGAAUUUAAGAUAUCUACGGCUUAAAAAAACAAAACAGAAGACUAAUUUCAGCUAUUCAGCUAAGCGAAGAAGUAAAUAAAUACUUAAAAAAGAAAAAACAAAAAAAAAACACCAAAAAAUGGUACUUUCUACAAAUUUCUUCUACGUUCAUUUAUUUUUGUUUUAGUUUCCAUUUCUGUAAAAAUUUCGAAUGAAUCUAUCGUAAACGCUUGUCUUAUAAAAACUAUUUGUACGAUUUCACUUA